Molecule: messenger RNA, 3180 nt
Organism: Cladophialophora yegresii CBS 114405
Lineage: Eukaryota; Fungi; Ascomycota; Eurotiomycetes; Chaetothyriales; Herpotrichiellaceae
Exons: 1
Coding region: 1-3180 (1059 amino acids)
Molecular function (GO): protein binding
Source: RefSeq, a predicted model, not a curated record
AUGAAGCCCGAUGUCCCUCCAUCCUACGAAAGCGCCGUCAGUCGUGAAGCAUGGACCAUCAUCGCGCCCUGGAUCUCCUCCCGUGAUCUGUGUGCUGCCUGCCUAGUCUGUCAGAAAUGGUACGCGAUCUUCGUGCCAUUUCUUUGGGGCGACCCUGCUUCGCACUUUGGCAUUGAGAACGACGCCGUCUAUGUCGCCCUGACCCGGUUUAAGCGUAUCCUGCGCAAAGCGAGGUUGACCGUGAGGAACCUCACACAUACCUUGCAUCUUCCUCCAGCUCUGAGCGAGAUCUACGGCGGUCCCAACCCGAGCUGGUUGCGCGACGUUCUCGAAUACCUUCCCAACCUCCAAAGCCUGAUUGUGACGAAGUUACCUUUCUUCGACCAUCACAGUCUCAACGCGUUGCGAACCACAAGCGCGGGAAGAAGACUGUCAAGUGAAGAUGUGGAGAGAUUGCCAGCGUUCGGGCUGAAGUUGCUGUUGGCGUCUAGCGAACCGAAUACUACGUCUUCUUCGCUGGCAGGCGCUUUACCACGAUUCGCCAGUCUGGUCUACCUGGAUUUGUCAUAUACCUCACCCGCUCGAGACGCCGCAGUUCUAGCAGCCCUUUCGUAUCUGCAAGACCUUCAGGUGCUCAAGUUACGUGGUGUCGGCCUUAAAGAUGGAGAGGCUGAGGUGCUGGCCAAUGCAAUCGGCAUACGUGUAAGGCUGUUGGAUCUGAGCGACAAUCUUCUGACUGAUAUGGCCGUGCGAUCGUUGAUGCAAGCGUGCUUUUUGCCUUCAGAUGUCACACAACGAGGCACCUUGAAUGUCGAGGACUGGCCUGUAGGCAUGGCGCCCGGCCCCGAUUUCUUCAGCCUGGAUACUCUACGGAGUGAAGAGCUCGAUCACGAGCUCCUCAAGCAGCUGACGAAACCACUUACCGGCAGGCUAGCAUUCGAGGACAUCCCGCAUCGCGGUCUAACUCAUCUCUACAUUUCUGGCAAUCGUCUCUCUGUCGAAGGUCUAUCAAGUCUACUAAAGUCGGAAAGGCUCCAUAUCCUGGACGGCGGUUCGGUCGACACCGUCAAAACCAUUGCACGGACCCAGUCCCUUGCUUCGCCUACAGGCUACAUCGACGAAGUACGAUUCCCAGGCGCCGAGAAAUUGAUUCCUGUGCUUGCUCGUUCAGCCAGCAAGAAUCUAACAUACCUUCGCGUCGAUCAUGCAUUGAUCACAGCAAAGCUUGACGCACCACAUGAGGUCGUCAAGCCGAAAGCAGCUUCUGUCGAGCUUGCUGGGUCUGAGCCACUGGCAGCGGAGCUACCCCCCGAAGCCAGGCGGCUGGCCGAAGCGCCGGCGCCCGCCCAUUAUGCCGUAGAGCUUCCGGCUAAUGAGGAGAUCUUUGAGCUGGAUGCCACCCCUGCCCAGCCCAGGGUUGAACUGGUAGGUGAUCUGAUAUACUUUGCCCUCAGCCCGCCGGUUGGAGACAAACCCGAAGUCGCAAGUCCGGCCACCGAAACACAGAGUCCUAUUCGUGGGGAAGGACCCUAUGCACCGGAGGUAAUAGUGAACGACAAGUCCCGUGGAGAUGGAGAAUACGAUGAUCGCGGAACAGUGGUUGAAUCCGAGAUCUCCGAUGAGACAGGCACUCACAGUACCACGAGAUCGAUCCUGUCGCCGGUAUCCCCACUAUCGUCACAUCCCAACAACAUGACAUUCCAGCCGCUGGUCGCUCCGCCUCUGCCCAAUAAUAAACCGCCACCAACUUCUGUUCCACAGAGGACGAACGGGACAGUGUUAUCUCCGAAGACGUCAAAUGAGACAGCGUCAACCCCGAAGACGUCCCGCCCCCUACCCCCACCACCCCAAAGUCUAUCGCCGUCCAUACCAGCGGCCGCUUUGCAGCACCGUCAAGCACGAAUAGAGGCCUUGUUAGCCAAAAGGCCUCCUGGACUGUCCUCCAGAGGUGUACGAGUGAACUCAAAGAUCACUGUUCAAAACCUAACAUUUUUACAUCCUGCCGUGCUUCCCAACCUGCGAACCCUAGUCCUGACGAACGUGCCCACCACGGUCCCCAAAUCGUCGCCGGUUGUGUUUGCGCUCAAGUCUUUCAUAUCUGCUUGUGCUGACGAAGCUGCACUCGCUCGUCUCCUCGCGCGGACGGACUACUCCCUUCCACCUGGUCCGGCUCGACACGUUGCCGAGCUUGAACAGGCCCGGUCACUCUUUGCGCUUAGGACGAUCGUACUCGAGAUGGAGCAGCCGGUCUCCAAGGAUGCCGUCGUCCAGCGCGGGUGGCAGCACACUCGCCAGCGCAUCAGCAUGAGCAAAUCAUCGACUGGGGACCGGGAUAGUGAGAAUCUAUGGUCGGCCGCCGAGAACGACUUCAGCUUCUUUGGGGAGGAAGGCGAAGAGCAAGACGAGUGUGGAAUCUAUCAACAUGACCCAGAAAAGUACUUCCCAACUGCACAUUUCGACGACAAGAUCCUGCUAGGCCCGGAAGACAACCCACCGGAAAGCGGCUCCAACAGUCCCCACGGCAGCUUUCACGGGCAGGGGACGCUGUCGCCCUUCUCGAUGAAUUACUCGAACGCGACGCUGAGAAGCCCAAGGCAUCUGCCACUGGGACGAAACAGGCGAAGUUCGAACGAAUCUCAGCGUUCCGGCGUCCCUAGAAAUGUGCUAGCCGAGAUCCAGGGUAGUCCAGUCUCGCCGAAAUUCAUAAACGGCCAGUAUCGACCGCGGUCGCGGGAUUCCAUCCCUGUGCCGACAUCGAAUCCCAUGGAGCGAAAGGAGGAAGAAGCGACAGUGGAUGUCAUCGCCGAAGUGGCGGCGUGGAGGAAAGAGAGGAAGAAAGCCUACGAGGAAGAGUUGGCGCGGUAUAGAAUGAGCCGUGCAGGUCACGGGCGUUCCAACAGUAGCUCCGCCCCAAGAGGCUACGGAUACGGGUUUGACCACGGUGCAGGGCCGGGGUCGUUGUCAUACGCGAAUGGAAAUGGGAGUGCUGCUUCAGCACAUAAUCCUGCGACUCAAAUACCAGCAGCAGCAGCAGGUGAUGUUAAUGACAUUGAUAUGCGAUACGUCGAGGGCCAUUGGAAGGGCGAGAUCAAGGUCAUCCGCAACGCGAUACCCAAGGGUCGGACCGGCGUUGUGGACAUGUACGGCAACUAUUUUGAGAAGGGUUAUUUGUACCCUUGA